This is a messenger RNA of Miscanthus lutarioriparius, 273 nucleotides long. The record is from the annotation of a GenBank genome assembly. Lineage: Eukaryota; Viridiplantae; Streptophyta; Magnoliopsida; Poales; Poaceae.
AUGGAGUCCGGCCGGGGCUCCUCCGCUCAGGUCGCGGUCGCCGCAGCUCACGCCGCUCGCCGUCCCCUUUACCGCGCUCGAGGCUACCUUCUGGCCGAGACCAGGCUCCACGAGGAUGAAGCCCGCGAGCUCGAGCGCGGCUCUCUGGCCGAGACCGGGCUCCACGACGAUGACGCCCGCAAGCACGCAGAUGGCAGAUGGCGCUGGUCGUCCGUGCAGGCUCCGAGGGAGCAAAUGUGCAGCGGCUCCAGGAGGAAGGCGAUGGACUAUUAG